Abrus precatorius (Indian licorice) is the source of this 1425-nucleotide messenger RNA. RefSeq names its product probable vacuolar amino acid transporter YPQ2. The record is from RefSeq and is a predicted model, not a curated record. NCBI's taxonomy places the organism in Eukaryota, Viridiplantae, Streptophyta, Magnoliopsida, Fabales, Fabaceae. Bases 19 to 1167 code for a protein of 382 amino acids. The transcript has 12 exons.
AAACGAACGGAAGAGAGAAUGAGAGAGACACAAGUCUCUUACUGCGUGAGCGAGAGUAAACCCUGCGUGGGUUGGGUUGAGAAAUACUUCAGUGACUGUCUCUGCAAUUUAAAUGAUGACAUAUCCUUCGGCUUUGGGUUGAUUAGUCUAAUAUGUUGGGGAGUCGCAGAAAUUCCUCAAAUAAUUACCAACUUUCGCGCUAAGUCUACUCAUGGAGUCUCCCUUGCCUUUCUCCUCACUUGGGUCGCCGGAGAUAUAUUCAACCUCGUCGGUUGCCUUCUGGAACCAGCUACGUUGCCGACCCAGUACUAUACAGCUCUGCUUUACACAAUCACUACUAUCGUAUUAGUUCUGCAAAGUUUCUACUAUGACUACAUCUAUAAAUGGUGCAAGUGUCAUCGGAAGAUCGACGCGGAAAAGGCUGAUGAAGAGGAGAAAAAACCUUUGAGACCGAAAUUGGGCUACGAGUCAGGAAUUCCAAUACAAAAUGGUGGAACCAGAGCAACACCUCGACGGGAGUACUACUAUAGGUCAGCGAGAUCAUUGGCUGGUAAUGAUACCCCACCAUUGGGUAGCUACUUGAGAGGUGCUAGAAGUGUCCCUUCAGCCAUGGAACGGAACAAUGAUUCGUCUUCUGAUGAUGAGGCACCUCCACUUUCCUCUACACAACCUAGACCCAUCCCCCGCUCUGUCCCUGCAAGUUACGGAACUUUUCUAGCAGCAUCUUUAAACUUGCCACGACAGGGUAAUGCUUUGAGGGAGGGAUACAUAAGAUUGAGUGGAAGAAAACUACUCUUGCAGGAACAAGAAAUGCACAGUGCUUUGGGUCAAUGGUUAGGAUGGUUCAUGGCUGCUAUUUAUAUGGGUGGCCGCCUCCCUCAAAUAUGGUUGAAUAUUAAACGAGGGAGCGUGGAGGGCCUAAAUCCUCUUAUGUUCAUGUUUGCACUGAUCGCCAAUGCCACAUAUGUGGGAAGUAUUCUUGUACGAACAACCGAAUGGGAAAGCAUCAAAGCCAAUAUGCCAUGGUUGUUGGAUGCCAUAGUUUGCGUGGCAUUGGACCUAUUCAUAAUCUUGCAGUACGCCAACUAUAGAUACCUUCGGCAGAGAGCAGAAAACGACGGUGAUUAUGGAAACUACAAAGAAGCCAUAAAAAGUGUUGUGUCUUGAUUUGUGGGACUGUAACUGAUGCAUGUUAACCUUCCCAAAAUUGAACCGGCGUUACACUUUUAUUCUACCAAUACCACGACAUUCAAUUAUUAGUGUUUGGGUCUGGCUAAAAAUUGAUAUGGACUAAUUAUAAUUAGGAAACGCGUCAAUUCGCGUGCUAAAAUGAGGUAUAUGACUACCAGCUAUCAAGUUAAUUGUCAAAUUUAUGAAUUAUGAACCGUUCGAAAUUUGUUUACCAAAUCAUAAAGAAAAAUUUCC